This is a messenger RNA of Coregonus sp. 'balchen', 23431 nucleotides long. NCBI's taxonomy places the organism in Eukaryota, Metazoa, Chordata, Actinopteri, Salmoniformes, Salmonidae. The record is from the annotation of a GenBank genome assembly.
AUGUUCAAAAGGAAUGGCAAGAAGGACCCAGAACUAUUCCAAAAUGUGUCGGAGGGGCUGAAAAAACUGUACAAGACCAAACUCUUUCCCUUGGAAGAUACCUACCACUUCCACGAUUUCCAUUCACCGGCUUUGGAAGAUGCCGACUUUGACAACAAGCCUAUGGUGCUCUUGGUUGGCCAAUACUCCACGGGUAAAACCACAUUCAUCCGGCAUCUUAUGGAGCAAGAUUUCCCCGGCAUGCGGAUAGGGCCUGAACCGACCACCGACUCCUUCAUAGCGGUCAUGCAUGGCGAGCAGGAAGGGCUGAUCCCAGGCAACGCUCUAGUAGUUGACCCCAAGAAACCCUUCAGAAAACUCAACGCUUUUGGCAACGCCUUUCUUAACAGGUGGGUCCCAGUCCAGUGUAACCAGCUAGAUGCAAGCUAUCUAACUAGGAUAACUGGGAAUAUUUUUAUGAAUCCCACAGGGAAUUAAAAGGAUGGGCUGAGUUAGCCCAUUCAUAUACGCUAACUACCUUUAGCGCUUAUUUAGGAUAGUAUCAUCUGGCCGGGGAUGUUUUGUUAAGGAACGUAUCUUUCAUAUCAGCGAUAAAUAAUUUUCAAAAAACAAGAGGUUAAAUUACUACACACCAUUAUAAGAUUAGAGUUCCCAGACGGCCAUGUUGCAGUGCUCGGUCUUCCAUCUGAGUGAAACACGAAAACAGACUGACAGUCGACAACUUGUGCUAUUUAGCGAUAUCUGCUCUACUAACACCUGUGUGUAAACGGAAGACAAAAGCCACAAACAUGUUGUCACUGAAAAAUACUGUCGCCUGCAACUGUUAAAACCUAACCAUGUCAGUAAGUGUUUAUUUUGCAUUUGUGAAAUGAUUUUGAUGUGAUUUGAAGUAGAGUGCUUUAUGUUUCUAGAACAUACUGCAAUAGAGAAUCGAUUCACGUUUAGAUGGAGGAUUUGGCUGUUUUGGCUGACUGAGCCAGAUUGCCUAUAAACAGAACAUGUGAGGUUCUUGGACUAUAAGGAGUAACGUUAGGCUCCUUUUGUCCAUUACUGAGCUAGCACUGUUGGAGGAUGGCGAGCUAAAUUUAGCUAGCUAACUAAAUCACACUUUAUUAGCCUUCCUUGUCAAUUCGACCAACUUCUACAUGUGGGCUUUUCCCCAUGUGGGCUUUUCCCCAAAUGCUCUUUGUAACCACCCACCGACAUCGCUGAUGAAAUAUACAUUAUUAGCUGCCAAUGACCAAAUCUGGUGAGCGCUGUCUGGACUGUGGUAGAUUGAACUGCAUUGCCCCCUAGCAGUCAUAUGCAGGAACAUAUCAAUUGUGAAUUCAUGUAAUUUAAUGAUUUUUUUCUUAUCAUUAAAUGAUAACGAAUGGCAGUUUAAAUGUUAACAAUAAUUGUGCACAUGCCUACACCAAGGAUAAUCCUAUCUUAUUCUUUUUGUUCUUUUUUUCUUUUUAAAAAUAUUCAUAUUUGUCCAUUUUAUUAAUUGAUUGUCUUAUUAUCAUCCUCGGAUCAGAUGUUCAUUGUGUGACUCUAUGGGAGGGAGGGGAGUGGCUGUCAGUUUGUGUUGAACUUUGAAGAGCCCCCUCUGGUCUGCCUGUCUGCCCAUGUGCUUUUUCUGAGACUGGUCAAGCUAACAAGUUUACUGCAUGAACAAAUACACUUCUCCAUCUCCUAUGCUUUGAUAAUGCUCCCAUACAGACCUGUCAUGGGAGUAUCAAGAAUAUGAUUAAUGUCAUUGUCAUCUUGCUUAAAAAGUGAAAUGGGGUGUGGCCAAGAGAUCCAUACUGUUUUAACGUCAACUUCUUUACAUGAAUGCAAGAGCUGUCAUAGCCUAUGUAAGAAAGAAGAACAGUCUAGCCUGAUCGUAGCUAGCCUAUUAACCUUGCGCUGACCCUCAGAAAAUAUGUGUGAUCUAUUCAUUACACUGUACUUAAGUAGGGGACUUUUAUUGCAGAAUGUCACCUCCCAUCAGAGGUCCCAUCAAAACCAAGGAGCAGGGCAACCUCUCCUGGUACAAACUGCAGAAGCGGUUGUCUGGUUCAAUCAAUUAUUAACUGACAUUGCUCUCAUAGCUACAUUGAUUCUCACAUUAAUGGAGAAUACCUGGACAGAGAUUCUAGUGUUGUUUCCUGACCAACUAUUGGGGUUUAUUUAAUGUUUAACUGAUGAUGCCAGAAACAUACACUCAUAAAUCUUUAGUGGUUGUCUGGUAUGAACCUUUGCUUCACCAAAACUAUGCUUGAUCAUAACCAUUGCUCUACUGAAUCAUUUAACUUGCAACAGUCUACAGUUUAUGACAGUGCAAUGUUCUCCAUAUUUCAGUAUUACAUUCCAACCUUCUCCACUGCUCUGACAAACACCACUACCAGUACCAAGUUGUUUUAUAGUAACCGUUCAGGAUUUAUUUCCUACAUUUUGAACAAGUAAAACUAGUUACACAUUGAGCUGUGCUACUGUAGCUACAUUUUGUGAUUACCCAGACGGUGUGCAAUCACUUUAUCCUGCAUUCCAGUAGUGCAUAUGGAAAAUAAAGUGUUUGGGUGUCAGAUGAAAAGCGGAUGCUGUAUUUGAUAUAAUGCUUAUCUCGUGUGAAAUGGUAUGAUUUUCUCCUCAAAAUUGUUAUUGUGGAUGUGUCAUGUGUCACGUCAGCAUUUGUAGCACUGUGUUCUACUCACCUAUUUUCAAUCAGUUGUGCUUUUCCCUUUGAUGUGAACUAAGCUGACACUAGCCUGCCUUUUGAAGGGGUCAAUUUGACAGCCACUCCAGGAAUGGGAUCAUAUUGGGGUAUUUUAUUUAUAAAGCCCUUUUUACAUGUCACAAAGUGCUAUACAGAAAUCCAGCCUAAAACCCCAAACAGCAAGCAAUGCAGAUGUAGAAGCACGGCAGGGGCGUGGCAAUUGGCGCGGUCAGCCUGUCGGCACGGCUACAUUUUAGAGAUAAUUUUAGAGUCCCCCAUCUUGGCGAUGUAGAGGCAUUUUUAAGCCAAUUUCCUGAAAUUCUACAAAUUUCUCCAUUGAGCUGAGAGACAUCUUUGCAGUUUUAAAGCUAAUUUCCUGCAAUUCUAUGCAUUUUGCCAUGGCUAUUGAUGUUCUUUUGCUCAAACAUAAUAAAAUCAAUAAUGAUAAAUUCAUGUUUUUAUUUUAUUUUAAAUUCUCCCUGACUGUCUAGCUUUUAUUUAGCUGAUUGUUACGAACCCCGUGGCUUUAAACGUCUAGGGUGGAUGGACAUGAGACCCGUAACAUAAUUCAUGCAAAUUAUAAGCGUGACAUGGAACAGUGAGAACAAAAACUACACGACAACCAUAAAAUGUUUAUUUUUGAACACACGGUAAAGGUUUGGGAAAAAGGGCUGAGCAGGACCCAAGAAAUGAAACAAUAGUGUAAAAAAACCCUAAACUGAUCUUGCCUGCCUCAAGAACCGCUAAGCUACUGCUAAUCAUACAAAAAUUACAGUGGGUGGUCCGCUCAGGUCUAACUAGUGUUUUUAGACAGUUUUCUUCCUACGGGUAAUGUACGCCCAAGGGCAACUUGCUUAAAUUCCCCUUUUCCCAGAAACACACAAAGUUACCAAACAGAGUAACCAGCAAAUGAGUGAGUACACAAAACACAGGACACCACAGUAUCCAUACUCGCAUACGGAAAUAGUCUCUCCUAACAAACACAACUGACCGGCUUUUAAACAAUGGGAUGUGUGAUUGAAAAACCAGAAACAGGUGGUGCAAUGCAGAGGAAUGUUCACUGAUUGGUCCACCUUAGCAAUCAGCAGACACCCCAACGACCACCAAUCAGGAACAUACAGGACACCUGUGAUUAGGGCAGAAGGAGAGGAAAAACACAAAAAGACACAGGAUACCUGUAUCCGUAACACUCCCACCCUUAAAAGAGCAAACCACAAUGGUUUGCGACACACGUACCAUCACAACACCCAAAAUUCAAAGAUCAACAGCAUCCUGACGGGAUAACAAAAAAAAAAACCUAGCUCUUUAAACACGAGACAAAGCAUCUGCCAACACAUUAUCUGACCCCUUUUUGUGGCGGAUCUCCAAAUUAUAAUUUUGCACUACAAGUGCCCAACGCAUAAGGCGUUGGUUCUGGUUGUACAUCCGGUGGAGAAAAACUAAGGGGUUAUGGUCAGUAUACACUAUCACUGGUAAUGCACUGGAACCAACAUAAACUUCAAAGUACUGCAGAGCUAAGAACAAAGCUAGAGCUUCUUGUUCAAUGGUGGAAUAGUUUGUCUGACAUUUGUUAAAUUUCCGUGAAAAAUAACAGACAGGAUGGUCCACUCCACUCUGGUCCUGCUGCAGUAGAACAGCACCAGCACCUCUGGCACUUGCAUCUACCUCCAGUUUAAACGGUCGUUCAAAAUCUGGCGCAGCAAGAACAGGAGUACUACAUAAGAGUGCUUUAGCAGUGUUGAAAGCAGUACGACAAUCUUCAGACCAUACACAUUUUCUCGCCGGACUGAGCAAAUCCGUUAAUGUAGCAACUACCGCAGAGAAAUUUUUACAGAAACUACGGUAGUAGCCAACCAUCCCUUAAAAGCGGCGUAGCUCUCUUCUGGUGGUAGGUGCGGGAAAUGCAUUUAUAGCUGAGACCUUGGCAUCUAGAGGGCGCACCUGACCAUGGCCGACCUGUUUACCAAGAUAAGUAACAGUGGCCUUCCCAAACUCGCACUUUGCUAAGUUCAGGGUUAGAGAAGCGGCUGCUAGACGUUCACACACUACCCUUAGAGUGUUAACAUGAUCAGACCACUCAGUUGAAUAAGUUACCAGAUCAUCAAGGUAAGCACUACAAUUAGGAAAUACUGUGUUAACCAGGCGUUGGAAAGUGGCUGGUGCGUUCCGCAUCCCAAAUGCCAUGACAGCAUAUUGUAGGAAGUGAUCGGGGGUCACAAAGGCAGAGAUGUCGGAGGCACGUGAGGUUAACGGCACCUGCCAGUAACCUUUUAGAAGAUCUAGUUUGGUUACAUAAGUAGCAGCACCAACAGUAUCAAUACAGUCAUCCAGUCUGGGUAACGGGAACGAGUCGGGCACUGUGACAGCAUUGACCUUCCGAUAGUCCGUACAUAAUCUGGAUGUCCCAUCAGGUUUAGGAACCAGAAUGCACGGAGAACUCCAAGGACUUGAACUUGGCAUAGCCAGGUUAUUCUCCAGCAAAUAACCGACCUCAUCAUCUUUCUUUUAGAGACAUUGACACGAUAAGCAUGUUGCUUGAUAGGUGCAGCGUUUCCAACAUCAAUGUCAUGUUCUAACACAUUUGUGCAUGUAGGAACAUCAUUAAAAAGACAUGGAAAGCUGUGUAUUAGUCUCACAAUAUCAUCUGACUGUCUGUCCGUUAAAUGAAUCAGGCUUGACGGCAGAGACAGCAGCAUCUCUGAAUUGGGCAAUCUAGCACACUGCUGCUGAGUAUUGCGCAACUCCAAACCAGAGAUACCAGAUAUACUAUCUAUUUGGUAAACAGCAUUCCAAUCUCCGCCAGCGUCAACAUGGGAUGUCCAUUUACGCAUGAGGAGAUUACCAUCAAUGAAGUAUGCCAUGUUUUUCUUCUUUAGCUCCUCCUCUGAGACAACACUAGAAAAACAUUUAGCCAGGCUAAUGUCAACCUUUUGGUUAGCGAUCAGCUGCUCACGAGUGACUGGUAACUGUAUUGCCUCAGCAACAAGUUCCACAUCCUUCUUCCUUUCUCUGGACUGUUGGUCAGACUGCACCAGCUUACCAGAGGUAGCACCCAAACUAUCCUCUGGGUCACACUCUCUGAAUAGAAUUGUGUUCGACAAAUCUAUCACUUCACCCACUUGUCGUGCUUGAGCACGUGACAGCACAAGCGGGGAACACAUCUGGAUAACCCUGUGCCAGCUCCUCGGAGAGAGACUGGUCACUUUUAUCCAAUACCUCCAAUACGGGUAUCACCUUUCCUCCGGCAAUAUCGUUGCCCAUUAUAAAUGUCACACCUUUUACUGGCAACAUAGGACGUACGCCAACUCUGAACAAUCCACGGACUAACUCAGAGUGUACGUUCACAAAGUGCAAUGGCACUGGGACGAAUCCCAUUUCAAUUCCUUGUACUAACACACUGGAACCACAAUAUGUAUUAUUGGACAAGGGCAACACAUCAGAUAGUAUGAACGACUGCGCCGCACCAGUAUCUCUGAGGAUUCUAACUGGACGCUGAGACGCUUCGUCAUCUGAUAUGGAAACAAACCCCUCAAAAAUGAACGGUUCAUAACUGUGAUCUGGGACAGGGACUUUCAAACCACAUUCACUAUGAGGCCUCUGUCUUGAUUCCGGCCUUACAACCGUACGAAUCAGCCCAACACCCGUUGGCGGCCUGAGGCAUCCCCUGUUUGCGUUUAAGCAGAAAGCAAUCACUAACCAUAUGUCCCACCUUAUGACAAUAGAAACAGUGACGCACAUCUUUUGGGCGUGCUGGAUGUACUGCUGGUCGACUGGGACUAAAAGUUUACAACUCUGCGGCCCUGCUCUCCGUACGAGCCGAAAACACGCUCUUAUGAGUCAACACAAACUCGUCUGCCAAUACAGACGCUUCCGACAGUGAGGAUACUUUCUGUUCGUUCAGAUAAACUACAAUGCGUUCGGGUAAGCAAUUUUUAAACUCUUCUAACAAGAUUAACUCCCAUAGAGAGUUAAAAUCAGUUACCUUACUAGCACUGUGCCAUUUGUCAAACAGAUUUCCUUUGUCUCUAGCAAACUCCACAUAAGUCUGAGUAGAAGCCUUUUUAUGAGACCUAAAUCUCUGUCGAUAUGCCUCAGGAACAAGCUCAUAGGCACGAAGAACAGUAGCUUUGACCACGUCAUAAUUCAAGCUGUCUUCAAAAGGUAGCGCUGAUAGAACCUCUUGGGCUUUACCUGUUAAUUUACACUGAAGUAAUAGGCACCAUACCUCUUCGGGCCAUUUCAAUGCUACCGCUAUACGUUCAAAAACACUGAAAUAGGAAUCAACCUCUGACUCCCUAAACACAGGUACCAAGGUGAUCUGUCUACUAAUAUCAAAAGUAGCAGACGACACAGCUGGUGAGGACGGCUCACUAGAAGACAUAGUAUGAGCAGAGACUAACCUCGCUGUUUCUGCCUCUAGUUCCAUUUUACGCAUCUCCAGUUCCAUCUUACGCGUCUCCUGUUCUGCCUCUAGUUCCAUCUUACGCGUCUCCUGUUCUGCCUCUAGUUCCAUUUUACGCAUCUCCAGCUUGUCUUGCCUGAUUUGUGCCCGCUCUUCCGCCUCCAUUUGGAGCCGUGUCGAGCGGACAUCCAUCCUAGCAUCACUGUCAGUCAGUGGGGAGAGUGGGUCAAAACGGGGCAAUGUGGCUGGAGCCUUAGCCUCGUCCUCAGACACCGAUGGGCUUACAGGAGCAGCAGCCACAUCCCCUACAGGAGCAGCAGGGUCAGGCGGCAGUAACUCAAGCACUCGCUCGUUCAACAAUAUCUCUAACACUGUUUUCCUAACUUCUGCUUUCACUAAAACACUUGAUAUGGGUACAGAAAAGUGGUCAGCCAAAGCCUGUAGAUCCACUCUACGGCAAUUCUCAAAAACCUCCCACGUAGGGUUUUCCAAAAAUGCAUCCAGCUCAAAAGUAGCCAUCCUAAACUAGCAACACGAGCCGACGAAUACUGAACACAAAACCAGCUAGUUACAGCUGCCAAGCUCAACACUGAACCAGACACUAACUAAUUUGCAUGAGUAGCAUGGGUAUCAAUGAGAAUUAUCCCAGACGAGCCCCCACAUUAUGUUACGAACCCCGUGGCUUUAAACGUCUAGGGUGGAUGGACAUGAGACCCGUAACAUAAUUCAUGCAAAUUAUAAGCGUGACAUGGAACAGUGAAAACAAAAACUACACGACAACCAUAAACUACCGUCAAACAUAAAAGGUUUAUUUUUGAACACACGGUAAAGGUUUGGGAAAAAGGGCUGAGCAGGACCCAAGAAAUGAAACAAUAGUGUAAAAAAAAACUAAACUGAUCUUGCCUGCCUCAAGAACCGCUAAGCUACUGCUAAUCAUACAAAAAGUACAGUGGGUGGUCCGCUCAGGUCUAACUAGUGUUUUUAGACAGUUUUCUUCCUACGGGUAAUGUACGCCCAAGGGCAACUUGCUUAAAUUCCCCUUUUCCCAGAAACACACAAAGUUACCAAACAGAGUAACCAGCAAAUGAGUGAGUACACAAAACACCACAGUAUCCAUACUCACAUACGGAAAAUAGUCUAACAAAGUUACCAAACAGAGUAACCAGCAACUUAGUGAGUAAACAAAACACAGGACACCACAGUAUCCAUACUCACAUACAGAAAUAGUCUCUCCUAACAAACACAACUGACCGGCUUUUAAACAAUGGGAUGUGUGAUUGAAAAACCAGAAACAGGUGGUGCAAUGCAGAGGAAUGUUCACUGAUUGGUCCACCUUAGCAAUCAGCAGACACCCCAACGACCACCAAUCAGGAACAUACAGGACACCUGUGAUUAGGGCAGAAGGAGAGGAAAAACACAAAAAGACACAGGAUACCUGUAUCCGUAACACUGAUGUUUAAUUCUCAUAGAUUAUGUUAUUUAAAAAAUAUAAAGUUCCAUGAUCUUUUCUCCAUACAGCUUCAUGAGGUAGUCACCUGGAAUGCAUUUCAAUUAUGUGUGCCUUCUUAAAAGUUAAUUUGUGGAAUUUCUUUCCUUCUUAAUGCGUUUGAGCCAAUCAGUUGUGUUAUGACAAGGUAGGGGUGAUAUACAGAAGAUGGCCCUAUUUGGUAAAAGACCAAGUCCAUAUUAUGGCAAGAACAGCUCAAAUAAGCUAAGAGAAAUGACAGUCCAUCAUUACUUUAAGACAUGAAGGUCAGUCAAUACGGAACAUUUCAAGAACUUUGAAAGUUUCUUCAAGUGCAGUCGCAAAAACCAUCAAUCGCUAUGAUGAAACUGGCUCUCUUGAGGACCGCCACAGGAAAGGAAGACCCAGAGGUACCCCUGCUGCAGAGGAUAAGUUCAUUAGAGUUACCAGCCUCAGAGAUUGCAGCCCAAAUAAAUACUUCACAGAGUUCAAGUAACAGACACAUCUCAAAAUCGACUGUUCAGAGGAGACUGCAUGAAUCAGGCCUUCAUGGUCGAAUUGCUGCAAAGAAACCACUACUAAAGGACAACAAUAAGAAGAAGAGAUUUGCUUGGGCUAAGAAACACAAGCAAUGGAUGUUAGACUGGUGGAAAUCUGUCCUUUGGUCUGAUGAGUCAAAAUGUGAGAUUUUUUGUUCCAACCGUCGUGUCUUUGUGAGACGCAGAGUAGGUGAACGGAUGAUCUCUACAUGUGUGGUUUCCAACGUGAAGCACGGAGGAGGAGGUGUGAUGGUGCUUUGCUGGUGACAGUCUGUGAUUUUAGUAAGUAUUCAAGGCACACUUAACCAGCAUGGCUACCACAGCAUUCUGCAGCGAUACGCCAUCCCAUCUGGUUUGUGCUUUGUCCUGGUGAAAAAUAAAUGAUAGUGGGACUAUGACCAAAAACACACCUCCAGGCUGUGUAAGGGCUAUUUGACCAAAAAGGAGAGUGAUGGAGUGCUGCAUCAGAUGACCUGGCCUCCACAUUCACCCGACCUCAACCCAAUUGAGAUGGUUUGGGAUGAGUUGGACCGCAGAGUGAAUUAAAAGCAGCCAACAAGUGCUCAGCAUAUGUGGGAACUCCUUCAAGACUGUUGGAAAAGCAUUAUUCAUGAAGCUGGUUGAGAGAAUGCCAAGAGUGUACAAAGCUGUCAUCAAGGCAAAGGGUGGCUACUUUGAAGAAUCUCAAAUAUAAAAUAUAUUUUGAUUUGUUUAACACUUUUGGUUACUACAUGAUUCCAUGUGUGUUAUUUCAUAGUUUUGAUGUCUAAACUAUUAUUCUACAAUGUAAAAAUAAAGAAAAACCCUUGAAUGAGUAGGUGUGUCCAAACUUUUGUCUGGUACUGUACUUUAUAUCUGGUUUUAGUCGUUUUAAGUUUACACUGAAAGCAUUUUUCCAUCAUAAAUAUAUUUGCCCAAAGAUUACAAAGGCUUAAAAAUCCCUGCCAUUUUUGUCUGUGGUGGGUCGACUGGUCAGGCUUUCAGAGCGUUAAGACCUGAGUCAGUUCUUUACUCCAGCUCUGCCUUGGCAGAAAUAACUACUCUCAGCUGUUUCUCUAUUUCUCCUUCAAACAGCAGGCAGCUCAUUGUGACCCAUAACGUGUUUCCUUUCACUCUUGGCAAUCAUGCACUGUCAUCCAUAACCUUGCCAUUUUAUCCAGCCCCACUCUGCAUCUCUCCAACCUUAACCUCCUAACAUUACACCAGAUGCAUGAUGAACCUGUCAGGGUGGUGUAUGCUGCUAUAUGUCUGAGCCAUUUCUCUGAUUUGAGUUUGCAGCUUACACAAACAGAACACAUUGGCAACCGGACCAAGGGAAUGCCAGGAAUUCUGGAUGUGAGUAAAUGUGGAAAAAAGAGAGGGAGCAGAGACUCGGAUGAGACAUCGAUGGGGCUGGGGAGAAUUGGAGGGAAACAUCCAAGUGGGAGGGAAGGAGGGGGGUGUUUUUUUAUGACUGCAACUGGCAAGUAUGUUUCAUGAUUGGGGAAUGAUAGCUGUGUGAGCGACAUGGAGUGGUUUAGUCAUGAGCUAUGCACAUACAUCCAGAUACACUGAGGUAGUCAGAAAGAUAUGAACUCUGCCAAAAAAGAAAUCCUGCCCCUCAGUCAUAUUGAGGAGAGAGGAAAGAGGGAAGAAAAACAAAUGAAACAGUGGAAAGAAAAAACGUAGUGGCUUUUUGCCAUUAGCUUAAUUUUAAUCUAAGAAAAACACUGAGUGGUGAGAUCAUGUACAGUUGUAUUAUAUCACUCCACUGAGGGCCCUUCACACAAGACUCUGCUACGUUUUAAUUGCCUGACAGUGGAGAUAUAAGUCUGUCUCGACAAUGUCUCUACCAAGUGUACUGACGGCCUCUGAGGGUGGAGGGGAAAAUGAAAGCUACUUCAAGUACAUGCUGGUGUUCACAGAGGAAUCAUGUGUUCAGCGUCUAUUGUUAUUUUUCUCUGGUGUUAAGGACUAGCUAACUGCCCAACAUUUCUACAAAUGAUUCUGUCGAGCUCUUUCUCUAAAUAGUUUUAUAGCAUACAGAGUGGACAGAAAGUAUUUGGGUAUGCUCGUUGUAUUGAGUGUAGUAUAUGGUUUUGUGCCUUGAUUGGAGGGUCUCCAAAUACAAUAAAGUCAGUCUAUUUACAGAGGCGCUAGACAGAUCACAUACAGGCUUACUACUUCCCAUCUAUUGUCUUGUAAGGCGUUGGGGGAUGUAGGUUUGCAUCAAAGCUCAGUUCCAGUAAUUACUUGUCAACCAAAAAUAAAUAAACCUCAAUUCUAUACUGAACAAAAAUAUAAACGCAACAUGCAACAAUUUCAUAUAUUUUUACUAAGUUACAGUUCAUAUGAGGAAAUCAGUCAAUUGAAAUUGUGACGAGUACUGAGGAUACAAAGAGGCAGACGCAGGAAUUAACAAUGUAAAGGUUUACUUAACACUGAGCAAGAGAACAACAAAGAGCGAGUACACGACAAGACACUAACAAUCACACACACAACACUGAACAGUCCAGGGCUAUAUAGGGGUGAUGAGGUGCAGGUGCGCUGGAGGUGAUUAGGGUGCGUUGGGUUUCCAUUCCGGUGUUGCCGAGGUGGUGCGCUCAGACCGGUGGCUCAGUACAGUCGUGGUCAAAAGUUUUGAAUGACACAAAUACUAAUUUUCACAAAGUCUGCUGCCUCAGUUUUGAUGAUGGCAAUUUGCAUAUACUCCAGAAUGUCAUGAAGAGUGAUCAGAUGAAUUGCAAUUAAUUGCAAAGUCCCUCUUUGCCAUGAAAAUUAACUUAAUCCCCAAAAAACAUUUCCACUGCAUUUCAGCCCUGCCACAAAAGGACCAGCUGCCAUCAUGUCAGUGAUUUUCUCGUUAACACAGGUGAGAGUGUUGACGAGGACAAGGCUGGAGAUCACUCUGUCAUGCUGAUUGAGUUAGAAUAACAGACUGGAAGCUUUAAAAGGAGGGUGGUGCUUGAAAUCAUUGUUCUUCCUCUGUUAACCAUGGUUACCUGCAAGGAAACACGUGCCGUCAUCAUUGCUUUGCACAAAAAGGGCUUCACAGGCAAGGAUAUUGCUGCUAGUAAGAUUGCACCUAAAUCAACCAUUUUCGGAUCAUCAAGAACUUCAAGGAGAGAGGUUCAAUUGUUGUGAAUAAGGCGUCAGGGCGCCCAAGAAAGUCCAGCAAGCGCAAGGACUGUCUCCUAAAGUUGAUUCAGCUGCGGGAUCGGGGCACCACCAGUGCAGAGCUUGCUCAGGAAUGGCAGCAGGCAGGUGUGAGUGCAUCUGCACGAACAGUGAGGUGAAGACUUUUGGAGGAUGGCCUGGUGUCAAGAAGGUCAGCAAAGAAGCCACUUCUCUCCAGGAAAAACAUCAGGGACAGACUGAUAUUCUGCAAAAGGUACAGGGAUUGGACUGCUGAGGACUGGGGUAAAGUCAUUUUCUCUGAUGAAUCCCCUUUCCGAUUGUUUGGGGCAUCCAGAAAACACCUUGUCCGGAGAAGACAACGUGAGCGCUACCAUCAGUCCUGUGUCAUGCGAACAGUGAAGCAUCCUGAGACCAUUCAUGUGUGGGGUUGCUUCUCAGCCAAGGGAGUGGGCUCACUCACAAUUUUGCCUAAGAACACAGCCAUGAAUAAAGAAUGGUACCAACACAUCCUCCGAGAGCAACUUCUUCCAACCACCCAAGAACAGUUUGGUGACGACCAAUGCCUUUUCCAGCAUGAUGGAGCACCUUGCCAUAAGGCAAAAGUGAUAACUAAGUGGCUCGGGGAACAAAACAUCGACAUUUUGAGUCCAUGGCCAGGAAACUCCUCAGACCUUAAUCCCAUUGAGAAUUUAUGGUCAAUCCUCAAGAGGCGGGUGGACAAACAAAAACCCACAAAUUCUGAUAAACUCCAAGCAUUAAUUAUGCAAGAAUGGGCUGCCAUUAGUCAGGAUGUGGCCCAGAAAUUAAUUGACAGCAUGCCAGGGCGGAUUGCAGAGGUCUUGAAAAAGAAGGGUCAACACUGCAAAUAUUUACUCUUUGCAUAAACUGAAUGUAAUUGUCAAUAAAAGCCUUUGACACUUAUGGAAUGCUUGUAAUUAUACUUCAGUAUACCAUAGUAACAUCUGACAAAAAUAUCUAAUAACGCUGAAGCAGCGAACUUUGUGAAGACCAAUACUUGUGUCAUUCUCAAAACUUUUGACCACGACUGUAGACCGGCGAAUCAGAGCGCCGGAGAGAGCAACGGGAGGAGACGUGACAGAAAUAAACUCAUUAGGCCCUAAUCUAUGGAUUUCACAUGACUGGGAAUACAGAUAUGCAUAUGUUGGUCACAGAUACCAACAACAAAGAAAUUGGGUCUCAAAAUAUGUUUCAGGAUCUGGUCACAGUAUUUUUGUGCAUUCAAAUUGCUGUCGAUAAAAUACAAUUGUGUUCGUUGUCCGUAGCUUAUGCCUGCCCAUACCAGAACCUCACCGCCACCAUGGAGCACUCUGUUCACAAUGUUGACUUAAGCAAUCCGCUCGCCCACACAACGCCAUACACGUGGUCUGCGGUUGUGAGGCCGGUUGGACAUACUGCCAAAUUCUCUAAAAUGACGUAAUGGGAGAGAAAUUAACAAUCAAUUCUCUGGCAACAGCUCUGGUGGACAUUCCUGCAGUCAGCAUGCCAAUUGCACACUCCCUCAAAACUUGAGACAUCUGUGGCAUUGUGUUGUGUGACAAAACUGCACAUUUUAGAGUGGCCUUUUAUUGUCCCCAGCACAAGGUGCACCUGUGUGAUGAUCUUACUGUUUAAUCAUCUUCUUGAUAUGCCGCACCAGUCAGGUGGAUGGAUCUUGGGAAAUGAGAAAUGCUCACUAACAGGGAUGUAAACAAAUUUGUGCACAACAUUUGAGAUGGGUAUAAAAAGCAGACAUUGAAUAUCCCUUUGAAGUUAUGAAUUACACUUUGGAUGGUGUAUUAAUAUACCCAGUCACUACAAAGAUGCAGGCGGCCUUCCUAACUCAGUUGCCGGAGAGGAAGGAAACCGCUCAGGGAUUACACCAUGAGGCCAAUGGUGACAGAGUUUAAUGGCUGUGAUAGGAGAAAACUGAUGAUGGAUCAACAAGAUUUUAGUUACUCCAUAAUACUAACCUAAAUGACAGAGUGAAAAGAAGGAAGCCUGUACAGAAUAAAAAUAUUCCAAAACAUGCAUCUUGUUUGCAAUAAGGCACUAAAGUAAAACUGCAAAAAAUGUGGCAAAGAAAUUAACUUUAUGUCCUGAAUACAAAGCAUUUUUGGGGCCAAUCCAACAACACAUCACUGAGUACCACUCUUCAUAUUUUCAAGCAUGGUGGUGGCUGCAUCAUGUUAUGGGUAUGCUUGUCAUCGGCAAGGACUAGGGAGUUUUUUAGGAUAAAAAUAAACGGAAUAGAGCUAAGAACAGGCAGAAUUUCUUACCAAGACGACAUUGAAUGUUCCUGAGUGGCCUAGAUACAGUUUUUACUUAAAUUGACUUGAAAAUCUAUGGCAAGACUUGAAAAUGGCUGUCUAGCAAUGAUCAACAACCAAUUUAACAGCGCUUGAAGAAUUUGAAUAAGAAUAAUGUGCAAAUAUUGUACAAUCCAGGUGUGCAAAGCUCUUAGAGACCUACCCAGAAAGACUCACAGCUGUAAUCGCUGCCAAAUGUGAUUCUAACAUGUAUUGACUCAGGGGUGUGAAUACUUAUGUAAAUGAGAUUUCUGUAUUUCAUUUUCAAUAAAUUUGCAGAAAUGUCUAAAAACAGGUUUUCACUUUGUCAUUAUGGGGAAUUGUGUGUAGAUGGGGAAAGGGGAAACAAUCGAUUUAAUCAAUUUUGAAUUCAGGCUGUAACACAACAAAAUGUGGAAUAAGUCGAGGGGUAUGAAUCGUUUCUGAAGGCACUUUUGUGGUUAAUUACUGCUGUUAUUAUUGUGUAAUUAGGCCACAUAUCAUCAUCAUCAUCAUCAUCAUCACUGUCUCUUUGUUUCUCCCAGGUUUGUGUGUGCUCAGAUGCCCAACGCUGUGUUGGAGAGCAUCAGCAUCAUCGACACCCCAGGAAUCCUGUCUGGAGAGAAGCAGAGGAUCAGCAGAGGUUGGUAGUUAACCACCUGUAUUCAUUGUACCAUUAUGGUUCUUUUUUUCUUCCCCAUCUCUUUCUUCUCUUUCUGCAUCCUUCUUCCCCCUCUCAAUUACUCUCCUUUUGUCCUCUUCCUCCAUCUUGAUCCUUGAUUCUGUCUCAUUAUUAUUCUUUUUUUACUGGAACAAGGACUACCGUACUACUUUUUAAGGUUGGCCGGUCCAGUGAUCAUGUAAUAUGGUAAAUUAAUGUGGCACAUUUUUUGGUGUCCCUGAGAAUGCAGAUUCAUGAUGUAGACAUUUUGGACAUAUCCUAGUGAAGCAGUGGAAUGAAAUUGAAUGAUCUGCAUUAAAAGGCCUGUAUUUGUAGCCAACCUGUUUAUAUUACUGCAGAACAACCUAGUCUCUGAUUUACAUACUGAAUUCCUGUGUGUGUGAUCUGCGUCCGAAGACCACUACCUCAUAUACAUGGUUCUAGCGCAAGUGUAUUGGCAGGUACUUUGAAGAGGGGAUGUCAGAACCUCCCCACGCCCCUGUCGUACACCAUGACAACAGAAUGGGUGUGAGUGCCAUCCCAGAGAGGAAGGCCGCCAGGAAACAGUGGGGACCUCAGAGAGGGACAGGGGUGGAGGAUGGAGGUUAAGAGCAAAACAAUGACUCCUAGGCAGGCUGGGCAACAGUGUGGCAACACACAUUAGGGAAGAGUUGCUAGUUCAACUCAAUGUUGAGCCUGGAACCUUCAAAUUCAUCCAAAGCAUACAUUGAUCUCUAGGGAUGGGUUUUACCCUCUUUAGAUGUGCCUCCAGGACUGUCUGUCUGCACUCAGGUAUGCUAAUCUCUUAAACAAGGUACAAUUAACAACACAAAGCUAAUGAGACAUUUAGGGGGCAAGGUUUGAAAUGCUUUUAGAAGUCAGUGUGAGUCUUACUCUUUGCCCUCUACCCUUCGCCCCAGUGUGGUUGUGUAUGAGGGAGAGUGAUAGGAUGUGUGUGCUCCAGCCAAUGCGCUGCACAGAGACUAUAAGGAUGAGUCAAAGCAAGCCAGACAAUGGAGUUGGCUGAAGAACAAAACAGAGGGUGUUGUUGACACUAAUCAUACAGCCCCUGGGCGAGUUGACACGUAGAGGCCUGGGGUUACAGGCAGCACACCUUCAACCCUGGGCCAGCUACACCCUGACAUGUUUACACUUCUUCUUCUUUUUUUUUUUUGGUCCAGCAUCGUCCAAGGUAGGGGGAGGGUUUGGCCGGAAGGGAUGUGGGUUCGUUUCCCACGGGGGGCCAGUAUGAAAAAAAUAAAAAUAAAAAAAUGUAUGCAUUCACUAACUGUAAGUCGCUCUGGAUAAGAGCGUCUGCUAAAUAAAUAAAAAAUAUUAUAUAUAUAAAAAUAUAUAAAAAAGUGUGAGGAUGCUAGGUCCGCCACUGGGUCACCUCAGGGUGAAAAACAGCCUCCUGGGGACAUAAAAGAGAUGUGAUGGCAGGGAGAAAGUGAGAAAAAAGGGAGUCUUUUUUUUAAUAGUUUUUUUUACUGCAACCAUGGUGGAAUAGAAGUAGACUUGCCAUGUUAGAACUCUUUGAUGUUUGAGAGCUGAAGGCAGGAGAUCGAAUGAGUGUUUGAAGUCCAGGGGAAUUAUUGAGAAUCGAAAGAUGGUGUGCUGUAUCGUACUUACAAAGCACUUAACUGUAUUUGGGAGUCAGGGACUGGGACAUUACACUGGGCUUUCAUGCAUUUACUGGAGAGAGUAUUGAACACUUCUCAUAACCCACUGUGGGCUAUAGUAAAUCACAUGUAUAGUGGUUAAGAGCGUUGUGCCAGUAACCGAAAGGUCGCUGGUUCUAAUCCCCGAGCCGACUAGGUGAAAAAUCUGUCCAUGUGCCGUUGAGCAAGGCACUUAACCCUAAUUGCUCCUGUAAGUCGCACUGGAUAAGAGCGUCUGCUAAAUGACCAAUAUAUUUUUAUUUAUGUAUGCUCACAUGACCACAGAGAACUGAAAUGGGGCAGGCCAGAAUGGAUUUGAAUUUACAUUCCUACACAGUAUAUUGAACCAGGAUUCAUGAUACAGGCAGUACUGAGGUUACAACAUUUUGUAGAGUACUUAUUGUGGUCAGAAUUCAGUGCCGGUUAUUACAAAGGGGAAGCCCUGCUACAGUCAUUCCUCAAUGAUGGAAAACAUGAGGUCGUUGGUUGUAGUUACCCCAAGCUGAGCUCUUAUCUCUCUAUAACACACACAUACUACUAUGCACACGCACACACACAUGCACACACGCGCACACACACACACACACACACACACACACACGCAAGGGGGUGCACACAGACACGCACACAGGAAACCCACACCAGAGUCACUGCAGUACACUUCCCCAUUGUCCCUGUGACUGAGUCACAAAUUCUCUCAUCCCACUCCAAACUACUUUCCCCUUCAUUCCCACCCUUUUUUUCAUUCAUGAAUUCAUUUAAUAGGGUCUGUCAACUGAAUUUCUUUGUUGGCCGCCGUAGUGUUUUAUCUGCCUUAAAGUGAUACUUGUCUCCAUUUGCCCUGGUUCAGACCUUGCAAGGGCGGUUAAUAAUCUCCUCAAGUCUUCUGACUGUAUCUGUUCACUCCCUCAGCUCCACGGCUCCUUUACAUUUCUGUUAAUCAUAAUACUGUGGUCCGCUUGACUAUAUGGAAAAAAAAGAGUAAGCUAUUUAGCUGCCUUACUUUUGGGGUGUUAGAGUUGGGCUUUUCCUUAUAAGGACACUGCUAUUUUCCCUCGUCAGGGUUACAGCAGUGAGAGUUACUACUUUAUCUGUGAAGGGAAGGCAGGUGAAUGAGGCGAUGUCCUUGUCACUCUAGCGUAUCUUGCAAGGUUCAGUUAAACAGACCGUUCAUUAUUUACUGUAUACAUGCUCAAGGUCCUCGGUGACUCCAAGCUUUCUCCCGGGUGUCGGGUGUCACUAGCAUUCUCUCACACUCAGACAAUUCUUGGCAAAUGAAAGCUGGUAAUAAAGGGGUUGCUGUUUAUGCUGGAAGAGAUUUGAACUCAUGUGGUUAACCGGUGACAAGACAGUUUAUGCAACGUGGCUGGUUCCUUAACCUUAAAGGAGAAGGAGUGGUCAUGUCAUUGCCGCUUUAUGCCUGUUUAUUUCAGAAACGUAUAAAGUUUAGUUUAGUUUACACAUACGUACAUACACACAAUGAACCAUUAAACCUGAGGCCAUACAGGAUUCCAAAAUGUUGCUUCAAGAGCAUGGCCUGUGCCAACAAAUAGGUCAUUAGCCAUUGUAUUGUGGAAUUCAAAUGUCCAUUCCGUGAACAUAUUCCUAGAUCCUUCCUCUGUUCUAAGCCUUUCCAUUAACUGGAGAGGGGAUACCGUGUGAAUGGGCCAUUGGUGUGGAAAGCUGACCAUUUCCCAUAGUGAUACAGAGGAGAUAGUUAUGAGACGUGUCAUACUGCCCAGGCUCCAGUUCUAUCAACCAGGACAUUACUAAUGUUUCUCCCUAGUGGCAGGGGUGAAAGAGUUGAGUUUGUGGGACGACCAUGUACCAAAGAACCAGUAAUGUAACUCUCAUGAAACAAGGCCAGGCAGUGGGGUUCAUGACCUCUGACCAACUAGUAUAAAUCAGGAAGAGGACCACAUUGUAGGAAGUGAUUCCAGUGAGGUGGUUUACUGUCAGUCUUUGAAAGCACACCCCCCCCUCUCUCGCGCGCUCUAUCUCUCUCUCACUCUCCACAUGGAUCAGGUUUCACUAGCAUGGUGUUUUAAGUUCAGACAUAAUUUACACAGUUCAUAUCUAAGCCAAACUGAUGGAAUGCACUGACAACAGCUUAUGAUAUGUGGGUAUCUAUCUGGACAGUUUUUCCAGUAAAUUGUAUCAGACAGACACCUGAGCAUGUCUAUUUCUGAGCCCUGCAAGGAUGGUCUCAAAUUCCUAAUCUACUGUAUGCUUCAUAGGUGUCUGAGUAUGACACUGAAAUUCUCUGCCAGAUCAGCAUACAGUGUUCAUUCUCACCCUAGGCAGUUCCCAAUUUUAUAUUAUUACAUUGAAAUUAGAAAUCAACUUUGUUGGUUUGGUGUCAUUGUCAAUUCCAUGCGUGCGUUCUUAGCAGAUAUUUCCUUUUUGGAAAAGUAUGAAGGAAGGAAGACUGGAGAGAGAACUAAGAAAGACGGUUUGGUGUGCUUCUGGGAAAGCACAACUGAAAAAUACCUUCCAUUAGAUGAACUUUCACCUCUACCAAUAAUUAGCUCACAUCAGGGUUCGGGGCAAUUCCACUCUUUAGUUAAUCGAAGCUGUGAGAGAAAAGUGGAGUAGAAGAGAAAAUAAAUGUAAUGAAUUCCUUUGACUUGAAACAGAGUUGACCCUGACCUUAUAUGAAUCAGGUGGAUCAGUGACUAAGAUGAUGGAUAAUGCCAUUGUUUGAAAAAUACGUUGGGUAGGCCUGACAAGGCUGACAUACAGUUGAUUGGGUGGUAAGAGGUAAGGUUUGACAUUCUCACAGAUAUUCAUUAUGUCCCUUCUUCCCCCUUGUGAUUGCGCUCACCUUUAAGUCAGGUUAGCCUACUUGUUCAACUUUAUUUCCCCAGAGAUUGGUUACUAGGUCAAAGGAUGGUAUGGUAACAAUUAACCUUCAGAUUAAAUGGGAAGAAUUGUGACAGGCAGCGCUGUUUUUUUCUCUACCUCCUCUGUGUAGAUUUGAUAUCCCUAUCUUUUAUUACCAGCAUAUCCCUCUUUUUAAAGUGAGCAGAGAUAAGAGGAGCUGUUCUCGUGGACUCUUGACUUUGCCAGGUCACGCCCUCAUUGGAUCGGUGGAGAGAUCACACAUCCUGCCAACGUUGACACAAAACCCAGACUGAUGGAAGAACACCUUUCAGUCUUUCACUGGGAUUAGAUUCACUACUAGUUGUUCUCGUCUAUAACUGUUCUGUACUUUGUCAUGUAUUUGUACGUUUUAUGUGGACCCCAGGAAGAGUAGCUGCUGCAUGUGCAGUAGCUAAUGGGGAUCCUAAUACACUAAACUACAGCCAACAUAUUAGGACGCUCUGUGCUUAUUAUCCUAGUGAAUAACAUGAUUCUAACCAACUACUGUACUUUUUAAUUGACACGCUCAUUGUUGGAUCUUGUCUCUGUUUUUCCCCCCGUUGCUAAUGAUUAGUCCAGCACUAAUCCUGGGACAGAGCGGAGAACAGAGGAAGGUCGGGUUUUACGCACACACACAGGUGGAUAGCUUUAGGGCUUCUCUCCUGGUUCAAUCAGCAGAAAUGUCCUUUUAUUUAUGAUCUAUGAGUAGGUACACCUAACUUAGGUAUUGCAUAUAAAGGAACAGCUCUGCCCAAUUCACAAUGGAGCUCUGUAAUGGAUGUGUGAGAGAGGAAGAGACUGUGAGAUGGACAAUUGUUUCUCGCUGCUCAAAUAGAAUGCUGAGUCAGACUGUUCUCUGCCUUGAACUUCCCAAACCCAUUUAAAAACUGUGGACGUUGAUAAUAGUUUUUAAUAAAGGGAUUGGCCACAACUACUGUCAGUUUGACUAGUGUCCGUGUUUUGCCUCCACCUCCAGCACAGCGUGCCAAGGCAGAGUGGUGCCCUGCUGCCCUCUAGUACAAUUCAGAAUGAACAAAUAAAUAACCGUUCUAAACAGAGGCGAGGAAGAGGUCUCUUUGUGGGCCCAGUGUCUCCACUGCACAAUUUAUGCUCCAAAGGCUCUUUCCUGUUUUGUCAUUCAGGGAGGAUAUGUCCAUGUGUGGCAGUGGGGAGAAGACAUCCCCUAGAAAUAGAGUGGAUAGAAUAGACCUAGACUAAUUCAUUUAAAACAUCACUGAAUGUCUUGUUUGAUGGGACAAAUUUCAUGUAUAAAGCAUUUGACCUCAUUCAGUCUUGAUUUUCUUUGCAUGCUUGAAAACAUGAAUUCUCUACUAUUCUGAACUGAAAUAUAAGCUAGGCCUAGUGUUCAGCAAAUUGUGCUCCAGAAAACAACUAUGAAUAAGUCCCAAUGCUUAUCUUUUAGAACAUUAGGAUGAAAUGUGAGGCCCAAACUCUGCAUCAUCACAUCAAUUUCAUAAGGCUUUACUAGGUGUGUCACGUGCAAUGAAAUGGAUUCCGCUUGAUCCAUUUCUAUGCUCUGUCGGUCAUGGGUAAAUGGCAAAGCUCUGCUCUGGGCAGUGUUGGUGUCACACUGUGAGGAGAAGGAAGAUGGAGGAGGGUGUUGUUUAGUUAAGGUUUUCCUGGCACAGGAAUAACACAUUUUGUCUCAUUGUGAAAUAUACCUGUUUUUGGAUCUAGCUGGGUCUGUGUGUCUCUGUUGCUGUGUGAAGCGGGACCAUAGAGACAGGAUAAGCUGGAGUGGCACUGGAAUCUGAGCUGAUUGAUAUGCAUAGAGAAACAAACACACUCUUACUAGGAGCGGCUCACACAUUCUAAAUCAAGUUGGUGUGGAUUUAAGGGCAUAUUUUCACUCCUUACAUAAUCACAGAUCCCAUAAACUUGUUGGACUGUAAUUUUAUUGUUGACCACAUCAUCUCGUACCAUUUUCAUUUGAUUUAAAUGUGAAACUUUUGAUAAAAGGGUUUAAUUGAAGAUUUCACACCCCUUCUUAUGAAAAAACAAAUUAACCAUGUUCCUCUUUCCUCUCUUCAGGCUAUGACUUUGCUGCAGUGCUGGAGUGGUUUGCUGAGCGUGUUGACCGCAUCAUCCUGCUCUUCGACGCCCACAAACUAGACAUCUCGGAUGAGUUCUCUGAGGUGAUCCGCUCCCUGAAGAACCAUGAGGACAAGAUGCGGGUGGUUCUGAACAAGGCGGACCAGAUUGGCACACAGCAGCUGAUGAGGGUUUAUGGCGCCCUCAUGUGGUCUCUUGGUAAAAUUGUCGGCACGCCAGAGGUGAUCCGGGUGUACAUUGGUUCUUUUUGGGCUCAGCCGCUCCUGGUCGCAGACAACCGGAAGCUUUUUGAGGCUGAGGAACAGGACCUUUUCAAGGACAUCCAGGGGCUGCCUCGGAAUGCUGCUCUGAGGAAGCUCAAUGACCUCAUCAAGCGGGCUCGCCUCGCCAAGGUGAGACCUAGGACUUAAAUGUUGGGGCUUAAACCUCAUUGUGGGGGCAUAACCCUCAGUGUGCCAAAAUUGAUCAGUGGUUAGCUGUUUAGGUCCAUAUAUGAUUAAUUUAGUCUUCCCUCCCUCCAGGUCCACGCCUACAUCAUCAGCUCUCUAAAGAAGGAGAUGCCCAACAUGUUUGGGAAGGAUAACAAGAAGAAGGAGCUGAUCGCCAACCUGGGGGAGAUCUACAACAGGAUUGAGAAAGAGCACCAGAUCUCACCUGGAGACUUCCCCAAACUAGCUAAGAUGCAGGUACACAAAUAUACAUUAUUUAUUUUUUCCAGUGGAGGUAGUAAUUAGGUUAAAGGAGAACUUCAGUGUCAGAUGAACUCAUGGAUACCUUUUUUAUGUCUCAGCGUGCAGUUUGAAGGAAGUUGCUAACUAGCAUUAGCGCAAUUGCUAACUAGCGUUAGCGCAAUGACAGGAAGUCUAUGGUAACUGCUAGCAUGUGAGUAGAUACCAUAGACUUCGUCAUUGCGCCAACGCUAGUUAGCAUUGGCUUGCAAUACUACCUCUAACUUCCUUCAUACUGGAUGCAGAGACAUAAAAAUGGUGUCCAUGAGUUCAUAUGACACUGGUGAAGUAGAUAUUGUACAAAUCCCUAAGUAUCCCUUUAACCGAAGUAGCCAUCUAAGUAGUGAUAUCAGUAGUUGUGGUGAUGAGCAAUGCAGAUACCUUUCCUUGACUAGAACUCCCCUGACCUCAUUUCAUCUUUAUGAACACACAGGAGAUCUUGGCUAACCAGGACUUCAGUAAGUUCCAGACGGUGAAGCCCAAGCUGCUGGAGGCUGUUGAGGACAUGCUAGCCAACGACAUCGCCAAACUCAUGACCCUCGUCCGCCAGGAGGAGGCAGCCAUGCCCAGCCAGUCAGUCCAGGGUGGCGCCUUCGAGGGCACCAUGAACGGGCCUUUCGGCCAUGGCUACGGCGAGGGUGCAGGCGAGGGCAUUGAUGAGCUGGAGUGGGUGGUGGCACGAGACAAACCCACCUACGACGAGAUCUUCUACACCCUGUCUCCUGUCAACGGCAAAGUGUCGGGCGCCAUGGCCAAGAAGGAAAUGGUGAAGUCCAAACUGCCCAACACAGUGCUGGGAAAGAUCUGGAAACUGGCCGAUGUAGACAAUGACGGUUUCCUGGACGACGAAGAGUUUUCCCUUGCCAAUCACUUGAUCAAGGUGAAGCUUGAGGGUCACGAGCUUCCCACUGAUCUGCCAGAACACCUUAUCCCCCCCUCCAAAAGGGGACUGUAG